GUGUUUGGCACGCAGUCCAACCCACUGACUGACACUUAGGGCGUUGCAAUAAAACAAACACAGAAAGAAUGGAAGGAAGCGUAAACAUGGACAGAAACCCUCACCAAACUGUAAAGCCGUCGAUUUCGCUGUGCGUUUCUCUGACGUCAUUACGCACUAACGUAAACAUCCUGCCCACACAUUCGUUGAUACAUAGAACACAUUGAUAGAACGCACGAUUGUUGGAACUGUGGUGCGUUGAUUCCAUAUUACCUCAAGAUCUUAGUCUUUUCGAUUACGUUGCAAUGUUUUCUGAAGGUAUUACACAGCGCUGCACCUGCUAAAGCGGUGGUUGCGUAUAUUCUGAAUUCACGUUAAAACAAUUGCGCAUCAAUUAAGUUGGACGAGGUUGUUUUCAGUAAAAGGACAGCCAGGCUGUCUACCUCAGCUACCAAUCACAUGUCGACGGAGGAUCUGUCCACUUCCGACAGCGAAGCUGCCUUCGCGGGAACCGGGCAGCGCUGGGCGCCCGUGGGAGCCGUGGCCAACCCGGAGGAUGAGCAGUGGAAGAGAGGCACGCAGGCUGGUUCUGUGUCGUCUAGCGAUGCAGACUUGGUAUGCAGGUUGCGGAAGCUGGAGGAUGAGCAGGAGCAGUUGAAUUCAUCGCUCCUCGCGUUAACGUCUCACUUCGCUCAAGUGCAGUUUCGGCUGAAACAGAUUGUCCACGCGCAGAGCGACGAGAAAGAGAGGAUGCUGCUGGAGCUGGAAGAGUUUGCCUUCAAAGGAUGCCCUCAUGUUAUAGGCUGCAGGACACAGGAUGCUCAGAUGCUGGAAAACUCUGAUGAAUUGAGUGAAAGAGAGAAGAGGGAACGCUUGGAAGCUCAGAGAAAGAAGCAGAAGGAGCUGAUUUUCCAGCUGAAGACUCAACUUGACGACCUGGAACGCUUCGCCUACCAGGAGGGCAGCUAUGACUCACUGCCUCAGUCUGUGGUCAUGGAGAGACAGAGGGUGAUCAUUGAUGAGCUGAUUAAGAAGCUGGAUGUGAAUCUGAAUGAAGACAUUGGAAACCUCACUCCAGAGGAGCUCCGACAGAGAGUAGACGCCGCUAUAGCUCAGAUAGUCAACCCGGCUCGAGUCAAAGAGCAGCUGGUGGAGCAGCUCAAGACCCAAAUCAGAGACCUGGAGAUGUUCAUUAACUUCAUACAGGAUGAAGUGGGGAACCCUCUGUUAAAUGAUGGUGUGAAGAGCCAGCAGGCCCAUGCUGCCGGACCAAACACUGGAGCCACUGGAGGGAUGAAGCGAGUGGAUCCCGAACAGGCCCAGAGGAUGCGGGAAACUGGGCUUCAGCUGAUCCAGAAAGCCUUAGCGGUGCUGCAGAUCUUUGCACUGAGUCAGUUCAGUUGCGCCGCGGGCCACGUGCCCCGGAACGUGUGGUCUCAGGGUGGUGAGGCUCAAGAUUACGGCCCCCUGCUGCAGAAACUUGAAGGAGCCGUGGAGCGCGUACGUCUGCAAGCCUCCCGCCAGCAGCCCAACUCUCAGGAGGAACACGUGGUCAGCUACUCUGCCUGCCUGUCGCCUGGAGGACCUUGGGAGGAACUUACCGCUUCUGUGCGUAAAGAACUGGCCUUGGCGCUCCGGGACCUGCUGGCCCACGGACUGUACGCUCCUUCCCAGGGUAUGAGCCUGGUCCUUGCCCCCAUUUCCUGCCUGCUGCCCUUCAGCUCUUCUCCCCAGACCCUGCAUCCCUGGGAACUUUUCGUCAAGUACUAUCAUUCCAAAAACGGCCAGGCGUUUGUGGAAUCGCCCGCUCGGCAGCUCUCUCAAUCCUUCAGUUUGCCUGUAGGGGGCGGUCCUGUGACAGUCACGCCCAAGCAGUCUCUGUUAUGGGCCAUCCAUACAGUUCUCAAAGAGCAUGGACGAUUCAAGCGUAGUGCGGAUUCUGAGUUUAAGGCCUUAGUCUGCAUGGCGCUCAAUGAGCAGAGGCUUGUGUCCUGGCUCAACCUGCUGUGUAAGUCUGGGACGCUCAUCCACUCGCACUACCAGCCCUGGAGCUACAUGGCCCAAACGGGCUUUGAAGGUGCCCUGUGCAUCCUGGGCCGCCUCAGCCAUCUCAAAUUCAACCUUCCUGUAGAUUUGGCUGUCAGGCAGCUUAAAAAUAUCAAAGAUGCUUUCUAAACAAAAGAAAUAUAUGGGCAAUUUGGCAGGUUGAGGAAAAAAGGGAACCCUCCCAACCCUCAUAAUCUAAAUAAUUAUGAUAAAAAUUACAAAUAUUACAAUAUAAUACUAAUAUAUAGCUUAACACAAGUUUAAAUCAAAUUAAAAGAUACUCCCAAAUCAACAAGUCCACUGGAAUUAAAAAAUUGGAAAUGAAUCAACUUGUGCACUUUCUUGAGACUCUAUGUUGCUGUUGGGUCUUGUCUCUAAACUGAAGAGGAUGAUGAUGAAGUCAGGUUUUAAUAUGCUGCAUUGGUCACAACUAAAAGGAAAUGUGCUCAGUUUAGUGACCCUGAGCGUGUAACUGCCUCCACCUUACCUUUGAGCUUGUUAAGCUUUUACCAACAUCAACCACAUUACUCUAUGUAGAAAAAUGAUUUAUUACUUGAAAUCCUUUCAAGGGCCAUUGCGUAUGUUUGAGAUGCACUACUAUAUAGUUACAAAACAGUGACAUAAUGGUUUAAUUGCAUUUUUUGUUAUAUACCUAUGUAGCCAAGUGCACUCAUUUUCUGAGCUUGUACUACAUUGGUUCACAGACAAAUCAAAAGAUCUUUUUAAUUUAAGACUGGUUUCCGUUUGCAUUAUUAAGGGUCAUUACAUUUCAAACACUGAGAUAUAGUGCAUAUAAUGUCUGGGUCUUUGCUGCUCUGUGUGUUUUUAUCGCUUUCUGAGGAGACCAUGCAUGUUGGUGAGACCUCACUUAGGUCAAUCAACACACUCAGGUCAUUCUGAACAAACAAAGACAUGCUUAUUGGUGUUUGUAAACCACUUCUCUCCUCUAACUCCUUUCCACAGUCAGUUGACACCUUAAAAAUUAUUGUAGAAAACUGCAUCUUGUGGUAGUGCUGCUCAUUCGCUGCUACAGAAGGAAAUGCACAGCAAGUGAACUGAAUUAAAUGGAGGUCAUUCAGCACAUUUGCUGAAUAUGAGUCUGGUAUGCUGUGCAUCGGCACUGACUGAAUUAUUUAUGGCCUGUUAUGCUAUGCCAGCGUUCAGAGGCUCUUCUUGAAUACCUGCUAUUUCCAUGUCUUGUCAAUCCUUGUUUACUGCUCUGAAAUAUUGAAUGUACAAUCCUUGAAAUUGUAUUCUGCUACUGUACCCGUUCUGACUCCAGAUUUCUCAUUCCUUAAACCACCCUGAAUACUGAUUUACUGAAACCUUCAUCCAGUAAGAAGGGGCUGUUUGUUACCACAUCAUGGAAAUGGAUUCAGCAUUCAGUGUAUUUCUCUGCACCAUUAGAAUAUGAAGGAAUGGUUGUGAUGCAUUUAUUAGCCCUUAUUUAAUGUAGUUUUUUUCCCACUUGCUUUUAAAAAAAAAUAUUAUUAUCAACCUGAGU
This is a messenger RNA of Sinocyclocheilus anshuiensis, 3529 nucleotides long. RefSeq names its product RUN domain-containing protein 1-like. The record is from RefSeq and is a predicted model, not a curated record. Bases 439 to 2154 code for a protein of 571 amino acids. Lineage: Eukaryota; Metazoa; Chordata; Actinopteri; Cypriniformes; Cyprinidae. The transcript is spliced from 6 exons.